CUCGAAGUAACGUUAUCUUGUUUACUUGGAAUUAAUCUAAAUCAUCGUUUGCGACGAAUUUGAAGUUAAUAUUUUGUAUAGUCAAUUAAUUUUUAAUAAAUCGCCGUUAUGAUGCAUAGGCUUUAUUAAAGUGGUGAAUUUAAUAGACAUGGAGGCCUGUACUAUUCCGAACAUAUAUUUCGAGAUAAACGCACCAAGUGAGGUCAGUUUUGAAAAGGAACUUUUCGGUUACGAAGUCAAUGAUGCAACACUGCACCUCUAUGAGGACCAUAUAGCCAAAACAUUUAAGAACCUAGUGGACUCCUUUGACGGUGAAAAUGUGACUUUUCUACUGAAAAUUGCCAGUAAAAUCUGUAAAAAUGAAUCCGGUUUUAUCGUCGUCAAUUCGCAUGAAACUCUGGAGAAACUCAUCAGGUUUUCGAACUCCACGAAACUGGAAACGGAGGACAAUAUUAAAUUGCUGUUUAUCAAAAUGCUUAUUUUAAUUUUAAGUCAUACGAGUGGAGUUAAAUGGAGUGUUGACACCAAUUACUGGAUGGACGUGUAUUCUAUUGUUAGACAGUAUCAAAGUGGAAGUGACUCGGAGAUUUUGGAAAAAGGGUACGACUACUUAGCGACUCUCUUAGAAAAAGCAGGCGACGAAUUUAGGACAAACAUUUUUCAAUUUCUCACAAAACCAUUAGCGAUGACGGCUCGGGCACUCGAACAAUCCGAUUUAAACACAGUAAUGGUCUUCAGUCCUCGAAUAUAUAAAGAUGUUACGUCACACGGAUUAUUUGUGGCGGAAAUAUUGGAGCGAUUGAUCGAAAACGAACAAGAGGAAAUCAUGAAAUUAUUUUCGAAAAAUAAAAUUGCGGAAACGUGCGACAAAAUCGCAUUACUCUCGGAUGAUUUAGAACUGACGGUUUUAAUGUAUCGCAUCGAAGUGUUGUUGAAUUUUUAUCACUCGCAUGCGGUGCUCGACGGUAUAAAAGUUAUGCACGAGAACGGGUUAGCUAUAACUGGCUUAAUACGGAUAUUCGACAGGGAAAUUACUAGGAAUAAUAUUAUGGCCAUAAUAGAAGUAUCAUACUACGCAAUGAAAUAUUUGAAAAACAAACAUCUGACCCUACCAAAGCAAAUCACGAAAUUCAAUACAGUGGAAAUGGAGACUGAACUAUUGAGCUUCCAUGUCGAACCGAUAUGUUGCCUUUGCGAGAUUCUUUCUGAAAGUUUUGCCUCUAUGCUGUCCUGGGACAAGAUGACCAAAUUGAGUCAUAUCGCGAUCUUCCACGAGUCAAGGCUUAUUAUGCAAGAGUAUUCUUUGGGAAUUUUGAAUAUUUGCUAUCGCUUCCGCAAUAAAAUCCUCGAAACUCUACGACCGGAACUUUGCAUUCAAAGUAUCGAUUUCACCUACAAAGCAUCGAAAUACUACUCGCAAGCGAACCUAAGGAGGCUCGUAUUCGUUUUGUCCUUAACGUUGGAGAAUGGCUUCACGUAUUUCCUUAGUGUCGUGAAAACCAGGAUAAUUAAUUAUGACGAGCAGAUGGUGGUGGAAAAGUUAUUGGAAAUAACCUCGGGACUAAUAGAAUCUCUGGAUGAAAACUCUAGUCGGCUGCUUAAGUUGUUCGAUAUGCCGACGACACUGCAUAACUUGUUGUAUUAUAUUAAUUGGUCGUCACCUAUCGUCAUUAAAGCACUUAGACUAUUAAAACUAAUUAUCGCCAAGAAAAUGUCCCCGGAAAUGCUCAUGCUAAUAGACUCGGUCGACGAUUCCGGAAUGCGAGAUGUCGGCCAAAUGUUAUUCGUCAAAUUGUUCAGCAGCGAUUUCGAGAUAAGACAGGUGGCACUCAGUGUGGUUUCGGUAAUUGCACGCACCGCAUACCAAAGUUUCCCGUCGUUUCGUGGGACAUUGACCAAAGCGGGACUGCCCGAAGUGGUGGCGACCAUUUGUACAGAAGAUAGAAAUCCACUGGUCAGAGCUGCCGCGUUUAAAUGCUUACAGGACCUUAUCAUGCUUGAAUCGGAGAAAGAUGCUUUAUUUACCUCUAAUCUUCUUGAAAAAGUGCUGGAAGUACUCAAUACCGAAACGGAUUCCGAGGCACGAACAGAAGCAAUACGUCUGCUUGCCUUACUGUUCUGGCAAAACAGCGACAAGGGACAAUUUGACUAUUUAUCCAAAGUGUACACUCGCGUGGAAGAGAUCUCAUUUACAGAUAGCAACUAUAGGGUCCAAAAAGAGGUUUUGAAAUUUUGGAAGAUGGUCGAGUCUCAUUAUAUGCGAUUAGUUGGUUGGUCAGACAAUGAGUUUCCAAGGGAAAUAUUUGAGAAGAAAAUCAUUAAAAUGACCAGAAAAGAAAUUAGCAGACGGAUGUUUUCGGUCAUUAGGAACCUUAGUAACAUUGGGUGCUUAAGGGUUAUCAAACAUUUCAUAUAUAUGGAUGACCUACAUGAAGAGGUACUUGAAAUCCUUAAGCAAUGGCUAGAGGAGAUUUAUAAGCGUUAUGUUAAAUAUCAGAUUACAGAAAAGUCAAUGCAGAAUCUAGAGGAGGAGCAUUGGAUUCAUGUGACUGUAUCUGAGAGUUUUAGUUCAUCUUCUUGUGAAACAGCUUCUAAAGAGGAUGAUAUAAUGGAUAUUGUCAAUAAUCUGUUAACUGAGGAUACUCCCUGCGAAAAAAACGAGGAUAACGUACCCAAAUCGACCCAACAAAUGCAAGAAAAUCAUAUGGAUAGUGGUAGAUGCUGGAUAAGUCCGUCCUCGUUUGUGUAUCUCGUUCGACAUUCUGUGCAUUUAUUAAGAAAAACAUGAAAACACUCAUAUGCUUUAAUAUAGUAUUUUUGUAAAUUAAUCAAA
Molecule: messenger RNA, 2833 nt
Organism: Anthonomus grandis grandis
Lineage: Eukaryota; Metazoa; Arthropoda; Insecta; Coleoptera; Curculionidae
Exons: 11
Coding region: 149-2788 (879 amino acids)
Biological process (GO): cell population proliferation; positive regulation of protein phosphorylation; DNA damage response
Cellular component (GO): nucleus
Source: RefSeq, a predicted model, not a curated record